UUUGAAACGCGGAGCACUGGCGACCACAGCAGUCCAAGUGUCCUUCCCUUGCGAACCUGGAGCUCAAGGGGCGAGGGCCCCCGGUUCUGGGCCAGGAGAACCGGGGUCACAUAUGCCUAGCGAGAAGUCAUGCACUCCGUUGUUCCUUCCACUUGUCUCAGUGGCGCGGGGAUAUCCCAGGACUCUCGCCCAGGUGUCUUGGAAGUCACCUGAGUAGCGAGGUCGCGAAGAGCGUAGCUGGGUCCAGUUCCAGGCGGUCAAAGGCCGCUUAGAAAUGAAAGCAGCUCGGUGAGUCAGCGCGCUGAGAGGAGGCUGGCCCGCGAGGCGCCGCCCCUGGGUGGGGACCCCAGUCACUCUCCGCCGGCCGGGUUUGAGUCGCUGGCCUCGCGCACUUCCCGGGCUGGGUGGCCUGGACUCUUCAGACGGCAGGCGCGGAUCAUGGCCUGUGGGGCGACGGAGAGGGGACCUGAGCCCCCGGCCUUCCAGCGCCAUCCAGAAGCCAUCGCACCGCGCCUGGCCCACGGCUACGGGCUGCGCAGAGAGUUGCGGGACCUGGAGUUCGGCCGCUUAGCAGGAACUGUCUACCUUGACCAUGCAGGAGCCACUUUGUUCCCCCAGAGCCAGCUCACAAACUUUACUAAGGAUCUCACGGAAAAUGUCUAUGGCAAUCCUCACAGCCAGAACACCACCAGCAAGCUCACCCAUGACACCGUGGAGCAGGUCCGCUACAGGAUCCUGUCCCACUUCCACACCACCCCGGAGGACUACACCGUGAUCUUCACAGCCGGAAGCACCGCUGCUCUCAGGCUAGUGGCAGAGGCAUUUCCGUGGGUGUCCCGGACCCCAGAGAACAGUGGUAGCCACUUCUGUUACCUCACUGACAACCAUACCUCUGUGGUGGGAAUGAGGAAGGUGGCUUCAGCCAUGAAUGUCACAUCCACCCCAGUCAAGCCAGAGGACAUGUGGUCACUGGAGGAAAGGGGUGCCGGAGCCUGCGAUGCUGACUGUCGGCUCCCGCACCUCUUCUGUUACCCAGCUCAGAGCAACUUCUCUGGCACCAGAUACCCACUGUCAUGGAUAGAAGAGGUCAAGUCUGGGCGGAGGAGCCCCGUGAGUGUGCCUGGGAGGUGGUUUGUGCUCCUCGACGCAGCCUCCUAUGUCAGCACCUCCCCCUUGGAUCUGUCGGCUCACCAGCCUGACUUUGUCCCCGUCUCCUUCUACAAGAUCUUUGGGCUUCCCACAGGCCUGGGCGCUCUGCUAGUCAGUAAUCACGUGACUCCCCUGCUGAGGAAAGGUUACUUCGGAGGAGGCACUGCAGCCGCCUACCUGGCAGGAGAGGACUUUUACAUCCCCAGGUCAUCGGUGGCAGAAAGGUUUGAAGAUGGCACCAUAUCAUUCCUUGAUAUAAUAGCGUUGAAACAUGGAUUUGAUGCUUUGGAGCACCUCACAGGUGGCAUGGAGAACAUACAAAGGCACACCUUCGCUCUGGCACAGUACACCCACUCUGCCCUGUCUUCUCUCUGCUAUCCCAAUGGAGCCCCUGUGGUGCGAAUCUACAGUGAUUCCAAGUUCAGCAGCCCUGACGUGCAGGGUCCAAUCAUCAAUUUUAAUGUGUUGGACGAUGGUGGGAGCAUCAUUGGCUACUCCCAGGUGGACAAAAUGGCCAGCUUGUACAACAUCCACCUGAGGACUGGCUGCUUCUGUAACUUGGGCGCCUGCCAGAGGCACCUGGGGCUAAGUGACGAGAUGGUUAAAAAACAUUUUCAGGCUGGCCAUGUCUGUGGAGAUGAUGUUGACAUCAUAGAUGGACGGCCCACGGGCUCUGUGAGGGUUUCCUUUGGAUACAUGUCCACACUAGAAGAUGCCCAGGCCUUUCUCAGGUUCAUCAGAGCAAUCUGCCUUCGCUCGCCCGGUGACCAGUCUGUUUCCCAAGCUAGCACCAGUGGAGCCUUAUCCUCAGGAAGUGACUGUCACUCACCUCCGGAAGGUGCCUGCACAGACCCUACAGUUUGCAAUGACUCCUGUCCUGCUGCAAAUACCGUGGACCUGGACCGGUCUCUGAGCAAAGCCAGCAGCAUCCAGCAGACCCUUCCAGAGGAAGCUGCAGGUAUCCCGAAUGGGGACCUUGGGUCCCACAUUGUCACCAACAUUUACCUCUACCCCAUCAAAUCCUGUGCUGCGUUUGAGGUGACCAAGUGGCCUGUAGGGAGCAAAGGGCUGCUGUACGACCGGAACUGGAUGGUUGUGAAUCACAAUGGCAUUUGUCUCAGUCAGAAGCAGGAGCCACGGCUCUGCCUGAUCCAGCCCGUCAUCAACCUGCAGCAGAGGAUCAUGGUCAUCAAAGCCAAAGGGAUGGAGCCUAUAGAGGUGCCGCUUGAGGAAGACAGCACGCGGGUGCAGAUUUGCCAGAGCAGAGUGUGUGCAGACAGGGUAAAUACUUAUGACUGUGGAGAAAAUGUUUCAAAAUGGCUGUCUAAGUUUUUUGGCCGUCCAUGUCAUUUAAUCAAGCAAAGUCCUGACUUCCAACGAAAUGCAAGGAAGACACCUGGAAAAGGGCCGUCUCCUGGCACCGCCGCCACCCUGUCCCUGGUGAAUGAGGCGCAGUAUUUGCUGGUGAACACAUCGAGUGUUCUGGAGCUUCAACAACAGCUAAAUGCCAGUGAUGAGCAUAGAAAGGAGGAGCCAUUGUCAGUGAAAGAUCUCGUCUCCCGCUUCCGUGCCAACAUCAUUACCAAAGGAGCGAGGGCUUUUGAAGAAGAGGCAUGGGAUGAGGUUUCCGUUGGCUCCUUGCAUUUCCAGGUCCUGGGACCUUGUCACAGGUGUCAGAUGAUAUGUAUUGACCAGAAAACAGGGCAGCGGAACCAAGAUGUUUUCCAGCAGCUUUCUGAGAGUCGGGGGAGAAAGGUGAACUUUGGUGUGUACCUGAUGCACGCGUCCUUGGAUUUAUCCUCUCCCUGCUUCCUGUCGGUGGGAUCUGAGGUGCUCCCUGUGUUGAAGGACGUGGAGUGUCCUGACUCACCUGCUUCCCAGAAGCACCCGGGCGUUAUCAUCUAACAUUUCUUCCCCAGAGAGCAUUAAAGUUUCUCUUCACA
This is a messenger RNA of Myodes glareolus (Bank vole), 3092 nucleotides long. RefSeq names its product molybdenum cofactor sulfurase (gene Mocos). The record is from RefSeq and is a predicted model, not a curated record. Gene Ontology annotation, molecular function: molybdenum ion binding; molybdenum cofactor sulfurtransferase activity; pyridoxal phosphate binding. Gene Ontology annotation, biological process: Mo-molybdopterin cofactor biosynthetic process. Lineage: Eukaryota; Metazoa; Chordata; Mammalia; Rodentia; Cricetidae.